Messenger RNA from Melospiza georgiana, 1463 nucleotides. It is a transcript of the gene TRIM13, whose product is annotated as tripartite motif containing 13. The record is from RefSeq and is a predicted model, not a curated record. Gene Ontology annotation, molecular function: zinc ion binding. Gene Ontology annotation, biological process: positive regulation of macroautophagy; positive regulation of canonical NF-kappaB signal transduction; innate immune response. The transcript is spliced from 2 exons. Lineage: Eukaryota; Metazoa; Chordata; Aves; Passeriformes; Passerellidae. The coding region runs from base 224 to 1453 and encodes 409 amino acids.
UCAAGUGUAAUUUAACAGAGUUAACAAACAACAGAAACCCGUAUAUAUCUCGGCGGAGGCACAGGCUGCAGCCUCGGCCGCCGCCUUAGGCAGGCAGCAUCCACCGCCGGCCCUCUCCCGGCAGCUCCGGAGGCCUUCCCGGCCGCUCGCAGGCAAACGGAGGAAGGGAAGAGCCGCAGCAGCUCCUGCUCCGGGGCUGGAUCGGCGGCCGCGGGCCAAGGACAUGAUGGAGCUUUUAGAGGAAGAUCUGACCUGUCCCAUUUGCUGUAGCCUGUUUGACGAUCCUCGUGUCCUGCCCUGUUCACACAAUUUCUGCAGAAAGUGUCUGGAAGGAAUUCUUGAGGGAAAUGUGCGGAAUGUGCUUUGGAGGCCAUCCCCUUUCAAGUGCCCCACAUGCAGAAAGGAGACUCCUGUCACUGGAGUCAACAGCUUGCAGGUCAACUAUUCCUUGAAAGGCAUCGUGGAGAAGUACAACAAAAUCAAAGUAACUCCAAAAAUGCCUGUGUGCAAAGUGCACAGCGGGCAACCCCUUAACAUUUUUUGCAGGACAGACAUGCAGCUGAUCUGUGGGGUUUGUGCCACCCGUGGUGACCACACAAAGCACGUUUUCUGUUCCAUUGAAGAAGCUUAUUCCCAGGAGAAGCGGGCUUUUGAAACCUUGUUCCAGGGCUUUGAAACUUGGCGUUGUGGAGAUGCCCUCUCACGGCUGGAUACCUUAGAGACCAGCAAGAGGAAAGCUCUGCAGAUGCUGACGAAAGAUUCUGACAAAGUGAAGGAGUUCUUUGAGAAGCUGCAGCACACGCUGGAGCAGAAGAGAAAUGAAAUUCUGUCUGACUUUGAGACCAUGAAGCUUGCGGUGAUGCAGGCCUACGAUCCGGAAAUCAAUAAAUUGAACACCAUUCUGCAAGAGCAGCGGAUGGCUUUUAACAUUGCAGAGGCCUUCAAAGAUGUGUCCGAGCCCAUUAUAUUUCUGCAGCAGAUGCAGGAGUUCAGGGAAAAAAUCAAGGUGCUCAAAGAAACCCCUUUACCUUGUUCCACUGUGGACAUCAGUCCCACAAUGAAGAGCUUUGAUACCAGCCAGUGGAAUGGAAUAAAGCUUGUUGAUGUGGACAAACUUUCCUUGCCUCAGGAAAGCAACACUUUCAAAUUCAAGAUUCCCUCGGUCUUUUCACGCAGAUUUAUAGUGAACUCUCUUAUUUUCUUGCUCAUUCUUGCUGUCACCAGAAUGUCCUUUGUGGAGUCGGUCAUUGACAAUCUCCAGUGCUGGAAAUCUCAGUUCCUUACAAUUUGCUUGUCCUAUUUGGCAGAUACCGUCGAGAUAGCAGAUCAUGCAGUCUUUUACUGGGAACAGAUGACAGAUGGAGCUUCACUCUUAAGAGAAAAGUGUAAAAACUAUACGUUGGUUGUACUGGAUAACGUCGCACAGUUUGUGUGCAAAUAUAAACUGUUGUGAAGUGUCUGCU